Messenger RNA from Eimeria acervulina, 2232 nucleotides. RefSeq lists its product as hypothetical. Gene Ontology annotation, molecular function: lipase activity. NCBI's taxonomy places the organism in Eukaryota, Apicomplexa, Conoidasida, Eucoccidiorida, Eimeriidae. The transcript has a single exon. Gene Ontology annotation, cellular component: membrane. The record is from RefSeq and is a predicted model, not a curated record. The coding region runs from base 1 to 2232 and encodes 743 amino acids.
AUGGGGAACGCCGCAUCUUCCCCGCUGAAGUCCAGCAGCAGCAGCAGCAGUAGCAGCAGCAGCGAGAAGAACCAAAUCAGCAAAGGCAUCAUCAGCAGCAGAAGCGACAGCAGCAGCAGGUUGCUCCCGGCCCUGGACUGGGAGGUGAUAUCAUCAGACCCUCUAUCUCGUUCUGUUGAGCUUCGAGCUGCAAAAGAAGAUAAAGCUUGCUACCCUCUAGAUGGAAGACCGGAACACGGCCAGUUUAUUAACUCUCAGGGUUUAACGCUGCAUUACUACAUCUGGUACCCCGUCACGAGCAGCAGCAGCAACAGCAGCAACAGCACCAACAGCAGCAGCAGCAAGUGUUGCUGCGUCAAAAAGAAAAGAGAAGAUGCGCCAGCAGCAUGUCGCCUCUCAGGCACGCCCAACUUUCCCUUCACCAGCAGCAGAUCUGCGCAGCAACAGCAGCAGCAGCAGCAGGAUGAGCAAGACGUUGUAGAGGAGCUGUGCGUGCACUGCAAGCGCGAAGCAGCAAAGAACAGCAGAGGUGUUGUGCUGCUACUGCAUGGGUAUCAGUCUCACUCGCGCUUCUCUUGGCUUAGGCGUUAUUCUGCUUCUCCUUCAGUUCGUAGAGACCCUCGCAUUCACGGAUAUACACCCCACAGCGCGCUGGACAAACAAUUACUACAGCAGCAGCAGCAGCAGAAGGAGCAGCAGCAAGAGCAGCAGAAGCAUCAGGAGGAGGAGAAGGAUGUAGGAGAGCAGAAGACAUCUCAGGAACAGCCGAUAGCGGUUAGAGCAGCAGGAUCAACAGCAGCAGCAGCAGCAGGAGCAGCAGCAGGCUGCGGUUGCGUGGGGUGUCUAGGCACCCCUCAAUACCGCGGCAGUAUUGUUGAAUCCCUCAACUUGAGUGGUUUUAUUGUCUGCUGUCUAGACAUGCAAAGCCAUGGUCUAUCUGAGGGCUGGGGAGGCUGCCGCUGUGCAGUAAGGGAAUUAGAGGACUUGGCCCUCGACGCGCUGCAGAUGCUGCUCGUACUUAAGAGGAAAAUGUUGCUGCUGCGCAGCAGCAGCACCAGCAGCAGCAGCAGCAGGAGUGGCGGCGUAGAAGUACCGGCGCAGCCCACAAAGGAAGAGCAACAGCUGGCAGCAACAAACGAACAGCAAGAGCAAAACGCCAAGGAGAGCAAACAAGACGAGGAAGAUGAGAGACAAAACAAACAGAAAGAUGAACAAGACGGAGAGGAGGAUAAACAAAACGCAAAAGAAGAAGACAAGUUGUGUUUGCUGCCAAUUGAUUCUUCUUUCCCUUUCUUUAUCGUCGGUUCUUCUUUAGGGGGUUGGACGGCCGCGAGGUGUAUGGAGACCUCUCAAGAUACAGCACUCCUUCUCAAUACCUUCCCAGAACUUGCUGCUGCUGUUGCUGCUGCUGCUUCAGGACAGCCUGCUGUUGCUGCUGCUGCAGCAGCGGAAAGCGCAGCAGCAGGAGCAACAGGAGGAGGAGCAACAGGAGGAGCAGCGGAAGGAACACAGGUGUGUGCUGCUUCGGAUGCUUGUCGUUUGAUUAGAGAGUAUUUUUUUCUUCGGGGAGCGGUGUUGUUGUCUCCUAUGUUUGAUGUUGAGGAAGCAAAGCGCAACGUAAGGUGGACGUACACCAGACCGCUGGUGCAGCAGCUGGCGCGUUGGCUACCGCACAUGCAAAUCACUCGAAAUAAAUUAGAAACGAAAUUCGAAACAGAAACAGAACAUAGAAGAAGAGAUCCGCUGUACAUACACCACGGCACUCGCGCUAACACGGCGCUCCAGCUUCUGGGGAAGGCAGAGCUGCCUAUACACCCCGAGGAGACAGCCAAAAUAAACGAAAAGUGCUGCAAAUCCCUCCUUGUCGUUCAUAAUGCUCUAGAUGAACAGUGCGGAAUUAGAGGCGCUUUGUCUUUCUAUAAGGGACUCAGCGGAGUAAUAGACAAAACUCUAAUUGCUGUAAAUGCAGUUCCUCCCUCAAGCAGCAACGCACAAGCAGAACCAGCAGCAGGAGCAUCAGCAGCAGCAGCAGCAGCAGCAGAGGCGGACAUGGCGAGAAGUGAGGAGGAGUUCAGACAAAAAGUGCCGCUGGAGCUGCAGCAAGAACUGCAGCAGCAGCACGCCGACUUGUCGCUCAAUGGGCUGGACGUACACCACAGCUUCGCAAGCGAAACAGACGGAGACCUCAUUUUAGCCAAAGUUGUUCAGUGGAUAGACGCUCGCGCACCCUAA